ACAACCAGUAUCGACCGUUGAUCACAUCCCACUCUCUCUUCUCAAAAUUCCAAUGAGAAAAUGCCACUGCAUCUAAAUCAGCUUCCUUAUAAAUACAACCCUGUACCGACUACUGCUUCGAUACUUUAGGUUCGGAGAAAGAACAAGCUCAAAACAAAAGCUAAAAACAGAAACUAAAUCAACUCAUAUUCGAUUCUGAAAUUUUCAAACGCCAUGGCCACCACCGAUAAGACUGAGUGUGGAGAACUGAAGCGACUGGGUUUCGUAAGGGUCGCAGCGAUUCAAGCGCUGGUGUGCGUAUCGAAUUUGUACGACUACGCGAAACAGAACUCGGGGCCUUUGCGAUCUGCGGUUGGGACUGUUGAGGGUGUGGUUACCACCGUCGUUACUCCAGUCUAUGACAAACUCAAGGGCGUUCCGGAUGAUCUCCUUGUUUUUCUCGACAAAAAGGUAGACGAAGCUACACACAAGUUUGAUAAGCAUGCGCCACCAUUGGCUAAGCAGAUCGUUUACAAAGCUCAUUAUUUGACGCUUAAGGCGGCGGAGAAGACUCAAAAAUUUGUGAACGAUGCACGAACAGAAGGCCCUCGUGCGGCUGUGAGCCAUGCUGCCACGGAUUACAAGCAUUUUGUAAUGGAUAGGACAGUGAAUCUUUGGGUGGCAGUAAACAGGUACCCGGCCAUUCACCAGGUGGCUGAGAAGGCGGCACCGACAGCAGCUCAGUGGUCGGAGAAGUAUAACCAUACUGUAAAGGAUUUGACGCAGAAGGGUUAUGCUGUGUUUGGAUAUUUGCCAUUGGUUCCUGUGGAUGAGAUAACCAAGGCAUUCAAAAAGGGUGAGGCAGGAAAGAAAGUAGAACCACCGAAGGAGCAUAAAUCAGAUUCAGAGUCAUCUGAUUCUGAUUGAGCUGUGUGUUUUAUUUUAGGAAUAUGUGAGUUUAUUAUAUGCCAGAUGAUUUCUCUUUCAACUUUUGUAAAUGAUUUGCCAAGUGAACUUUAAAAACUCUUUUGUUUCUGAAUGAAUGGAUGUUAAGAGUAGGAUAUACAA
Cannabis sativa is the source of this 1047-nucleotide messenger RNA. Its product is annotated as REF/SRPP-like protein At1g67360. The record is from RefSeq and is a predicted model, not a curated record. The coding region runs from base 214 to 906 and encodes 230 amino acids. Lineage: Eukaryota; Viridiplantae; Streptophyta; Magnoliopsida; Rosales; Cannabaceae. The transcript is spliced from 3 exons.